This is a messenger RNA of Caenorhabditis briggsae, 441 nucleotides long. NCBI's taxonomy places the organism in Eukaryota, Metazoa, Nematoda, Chromadorea, Rhabditida, Rhabditidae. The transcript has a single exon. The record is from RefSeq and is a predicted model, not a curated record. The coding region runs from base 1 to 441 and encodes 146 amino acids.
AUGUCCUCUGUUACUUCUACUUCUUCUGCCUAUUCCUUCAAAUACUUCCCACGUUGCGGUCAAUGGACAAAAGAGAUGCAAAUGGAGUUGGAUGAGCAUUCCCGUCAAAUGGCAAAGCUUAUGAUCCACGUUCAAGGACUUUACCAAAACAAGAAGCAAUUGAAGAAGGAUCAGCAGAGAGAGGAUACUGAUGCCGAUUGUAUGAUUCACCCAGAAUCUCCUAUCUCUACUCAAUCAUCUUCUUCUGAAGCCUCAUCAGUGUCGACGUCGCCACAACCAGGAAUCCAGAAUCACUUCUACCAGGAGGAGCUACACCAACAAUUCCAACUGAUGCCAAUAGAUCAGUUCAACCUACCAGCCAACUACACUGUCCACUUUCAGCCAAUUCAAUACACUGCAGAGGGAUACGAACGAAACGGAUGCACUUAUUUUCACUAUUAA